GCCGAACUGCGCAUGCGUGGUAUUCAUCCCGGACAAGUGUGUGGCACAAGCUCGUCCUAUCAUUUUUUUCACGCUUUCUUCUUUCAAACACAUUAAUUAAACAUGAAAACCAGAUUUACCACAGCGGACAUCAGGGCGGUUAUCGCUGAGAUAAAUGCCAACUACAUCGGCAUGAGAGUGAACAACGUGUAUGACAUCGACAACAAGACGUACCUCAUUCGGCUACAAAAGCCUGACUGCAAAGCCAUUCUGCUGCUUGAAUCUGGCAUCCGGAUCCACUCGACAGACUUUGAAUGGCCAAAGAACAUGAUGCCUUCGGGCUUUGCAAUGAAAUGCCGCAAGCACCUGAAAUCGCGACGGCUCACCCAGGUGAAGCAGCUCGGCAUCGACAGAAUCGUCGACAUCCAGUUUGGCUCUGACGAUGCGGCCUAUCACCUCAUUGUGGAACUUUAUGACCGGGGUAACAUCAUUCUUACAGACUACGAAUACACCAUCUUGAACCUGCUUCGAUUUCGCACAGCCGAGGUUGAAGACGUCAAGAUUGCUGUGAGAGAGCGCUACCCUGUGGAGAACGCUCGGCCCCCGGAACCACUCAUCACUCUGGAACGACUCAGUGAGAUCAUCAGCAAAGCACCAAAUGGAGAGCAAGUGAAAAAGGUGCUGAACCCUCACCUUCCGUACGGAGCCACUGUGAUAGAACACUGUUUAAUAGAAGCUGGACUGCCAGGCUCGGUCAAAGUUGACAGCGAAGUGGAGGUUUCCCAAGUUGCACCUAAAAUACUGGAAGCCCUGCAAAUGGCUGAGACGUACAUGGAAAAAACGGAGAACUUUAGUGGCAAAGGCUUCAUCAUUCAGAAGAGUGAGAAAAAACCCAGCUUAAUUCCUGGGAAAGCCAGUGAAGAGCUGCUCACCUAUGAUGAAUUCCACCCGUUCCUCUUUGCCCAGCAUUUAAAAAACCCUUACUUGGAAUUUGAUACUUUUAACAAGGCAGUAGAUGAGUUCUUUUCUAAGAUGGAGAGCCAGAGGAUCGACAUGAAAGCUUUGCAGCAGGAGAAGCAAGCCUUGAAGAAGUUGGAGAACGUCAAGAAGGACCACGAGCAAAGACUGGAGGCCUUGCAUCAAGUUCAGGAAGUGGACAGAGUGAAAGGUGAGCUGGUAGAGAUGAACCUGACGGUGGUUGAUCGGGCGCUGCAGGUGAUCCGCAGUGCCCUAGCCAACCAGGUGGAUUGGACGGAGAUCGGCGUGCUCGUCAAGGAAGCGCAAGCCGCUGGCGAUCCUGUGGCGUGUUCCAUCAAGGAGCUGAAGCUGAAGACCAACCACAUCACCAUGCUUUUAAAGAAUCCUUACAUCACUGAAGAAGAGCAGGAGGAGGAAGCCGUUAAGGAGCCCAACGAGGACAAGGGGAAGAAAAACAAAAAUAAAGACAAAGGACAGAACAAGAAGCUGCAGAGGAACAAGCCCAUGUUGGUGGAUGUGGAUCUUGGCCUGUCAGCCUACGCCAAUGCCAAAAAAUACUAUGACUGCAAGCGGAGUGCUGAAAAGAAGGAACAGAAAACAAUCCAAGCAGCAGAUAAGGCCAUGAAAUCAGCAGAGAAAAAAACCCACCAAACCUUGAAAGAAGUCCAGACGGUGACUACCAUUCAAAAAGCCAGGAAGGUCUAUUGGUUUGAAAAGUUCUUGUGGUUUAUCACCUCGGAGAACUACCUCGUCAUCGCAGGAAGGGACCAGCAGCAAAACGAGAUGAUCGUCAAGCGCUACCUGCGGGCUGGCGACAUCUACGUCCAUGCUGACCUCCACGGUGCAACCAGCUGCAUUAUCAAGAACCCCUCAGGUAAUCCCAUCCCCCCUCGCACCCUGACAGAGGCGGGCACCAUGUCUGUGUGCUACAGCGCCGCCUGGGAUGCUAAGAUAGUCACCAGCGCUUGGUGGGUCCACCAUCAUCAGGUGUCCAAGACAGCACCUACAGGAGAGUACCUGACCACUGGUAGCUUCAUGAUUCGAGGGAAGAAAAAUUAUCUUCCACCUUCCUACUUGAUCAUGGGCUUUGGCUUCCUCUUCAAGGUGGACGAGCAGUGUGUGUUUCGGCACAGAGGCGAGCGUAAAGUAAAGACGGUGGAGGAGGACAUGGAGGAAGUGGCCAACAGAACUGCCGAGCUGUUAGAGGAAGGGGAGGAGCUGAUUGGUGACGAUAGCGGUGGUGAGGAUGAAGCAGGAGGAGAGGAGGAGGAGGAACAUAAGCUGCAGGUUAACGAUGUGGAGGAUACGAAGGGUAACGACUCGGAGGCAGAGGCAAGUGAAGAAUUGAGCUACCCUGACACCACCAUCGCCCUCACUCAUCUGCAACCCAACAGGAGCUCCCAGAAAGUCACCUUUAAAGAAGAUGAAUCCCUGCAGGCCGACGUCCAAUUGCUGGGGAAGAAACACAUGACAGCGAAACAGAGGCGAGAUGAGAAGAAGAAAAAGCAGAAACCAGAGGAAGCGACCGACCCCGACAACAGCACCGACCCCACACCUGCAGCACCGGAAGUGGACCCCGGCUCAAAAAGUGUGACCGGCCCCUCCCAGGCGCCGCCCAAGAGAGGCCAAAAGAACAAGAUGAAGAAGAUCAGAGAAAAGUACAAGGACCAGGAUGAUGAGGACCGCCAGCUCAUGAUGCAGCUGCUUGGGUCAGCAGGUUCCACAAAGGAAGAGAAGGAGAAGGGAAAGAAAGGCAAGAAGGGAAAAGGGAAAGAGGAGCUCCUAAAGAAGACCGCCCCUCAGAAGCCUCCUCCGAAACCUCGCCAAGAGGAGACGGCGGCCAAAAGACCACAGCAGAGGACAGGCGAGGAUGAGGAGGGGGCUGUUGCGGAACAAGAGGAGAAGGAGGACGAGGUGGAUCCAGACAACCCCGGAGCAGAGGAAGCAGAGAACCUACUCACCUCUCUGACAGGACAACCUCACCUGGAGGACAUGUUAAUGUUUGCAGUGCCCAUGUGCGCCCCCUACAGUGCACUCUCUAACUUCAAGCAUAAAGUCAAGCUGACACCAGGCAGUCAAAAGAAAGGCAAAGCUGCACGCACUGCACUUUUGAGCUUCAUGAAGGCCAAAGAAGCUUCGGCGAGAGAAAAGGAUCUUCUACGCAGCGUCAAGGAUGGCGACCUGUCCAGGAACAUGCCUGGCAAAGUGAAAGUGUCUGCUCCCAACCUGCAGGCGGUCAAGAGGAAGUAAAAUGAUCACCUUCUGUAGGUAAUUGACAUUGGACACUUGAUUUAGUGUUGGAUCAUGGAAAUGGAUUCUGAUGACCAAAUCUCAUCUCUGGAAUGGGAAACAAAUCAUGUGAAUAACACAAUACAAGACAGUUCUUUUUAGUGCGCCUCUCAUUUUCACCCUCUAGACACAGCAUGAGGCACACCACACUUGUCUUUACACGUGUGUCAGAUAUGUAGCGUAAGAUUUGUGUUGUGGUUGUAGUUAGUCCUGUUGUAAAAUCAUCACUAGUGUGCAAAGGACUCUUUGAGUGGGCUUCAUAAGCAACCAUCUUGCUAAGGUGAGCUUCAACAACAGGACACUUUAUCGUCCAGUUAAAAAGUAUAAAGACUGGAAAUAUUACUUCAACACUAUAUUAAAGGACAAAAGUUAAAAUAUGACAAAAUAUCAAUCUAGGGGUGAACCGAUACGGUACAGAUUGCUGGUAUCUGGGAAUCAAUACCAGUAAUAAUAACUUUUAUUUAUGAUGCACUUUUUAUUCGCUACAUAUUAAGGCAUAAAGAAAUAAAUGCAUGACACCUCACACAAUUUAAAAAUUCGAUGUAAGCUUUUUUUUUUUAAAGGGGGGUUUUAAACCUUUUUUAAAGCAUUUCACUGUCUCUGGGGCCCUGAGGUGAUCAGGAUGGGCAUUCCAUACAUCCAUCCAUUUUCUUCUGCAUAUCCGAGGUCGGCGGGGGCAGCAGCCUAAGCAGGGAAGCCCAGACUUCCCUCUACCUAGCCACUUUGUCCAGCUCCUCCCGGGGGAUCCCGAGGCGUUCCCAGGCCAGCCAGGAGACAUAGUCCUCCCAAUGUGUCCUGGGUUUUCCCCGUGGCCUCCUGCCGGUCGUACGUGCCCUAAACACCUCCCUAGGGAGGUGUUCAGGUGGUAUCCUGAGCAGAUGCCCGAAACAUCCUCAUCUUGCUCCUCUCGAUGAGCAACGGCUUUACUUUGAGUUCCUCCCGGAUGGCAGAGCUUCUCACCCUAUCUCUAAGGGAGAGCCCCGCCACACGGUGGAGGAAACUCAUUUCGGCCGCUUGUACCCGUGAUCUUAUCCUUUCGGUCAUGACCCAAAGCUCAUGACCAUAGGUGAGGAUGGGAACUUAGAUUGACAGGUAAAUUGAGAGCUUUGCCUUCCGGCUCAGCUCAUUCUUCACCACAACAGAUCGAUACAACGUCCGCAUUACUGAAGACGCUGCACCGAUCCGCCUGUCGAUCUCACGAUCCAUUCUUCCCUCACUCGUGAACAAGACUCCGAGGUACUUGAACUCCUCCACUUGGGCAAAGACUUCCUCCCCAACCUGGAGAUGGCACUCCCCCCUUUCCCGGGCGAGAACCAUGGACUCGGACUUGGAGGUGCUGAUUCUCAUCCCAGUCACUUCACACUCGGCUGCUAACCGAUCCAGUGAGAGCUGGAGAUCCUGGCCAGAUGCAUUCCACACACUUCAGAGGCCUUGUCCCCCAUAGUCUUGAGCUGUGUUCUGGUUGAGAACAAACUGUGCUGUUGGCCUGAUGGCAUCACCGAGCAGACAUUGGUGGGUGUCAAAGUCCCAUUGAUAGUCACACACACACACACUAGGUGUGGUGAAAUUAUCCUCUGCAUUUGACCCAUCCUCUUGUUACACCUCUUGAGAGGGGAGGGGAGCAGUGAGCAGCAGCAGUGGCCGUGCUCAGGAAUCAUUUUGGUGAUUUAACCCCCAAUUCCAACCCUUGAUGCUGAGUGCCAUGCAGGGAGAACCUUGUGUAUAUAUUUGAUGCGGGCGAAGAUGGGGAGCCAGUGAAGGGUGUGGAGGAUGGAGGUGAUGUACUUCAGGAUUGUUCAGAACAUACUGGAGCGUUUGGGGGCUCCUUUCAAUGAUCCCGAUGAGUGCGUUACAGUAAUCCAACCUGGAGGAGACAAAGGCAUGGACGAGUUUCUCCGCAGCAGGAAUGGAGAGGAAAAGGCAGAGUUUGGAGAUGUUACAGAGUUAAAAGAAGAAGGUUUUGCAGAUGUGGGUACAUGAUUGUUGAAGGACAGGUGGGGGUGAAACUUGACCCCAAGGUUGGCAACAGAACGUUGUGGCCUGAGAGUGAUGAGAAGAGCGGAGUUGUUGAGGGGUACCGGUCUGGAUGGAUUCUGUUGUUGAGCCAUUCAGCUGCAGAAGUUUUGGCUCAUCCAUGUGUUUAUCUCCUCCAGGUGGGAGCUAAGACAAGCAAUAGUAGCAGAACUUAAGGUAGAGUUGUGUGUCGUCAGCAUAGCAGGGGAAGCAUGUACAUGGCGAAGAGGGACUCAAUGGUGCCAAUUUUCGUUAUCUUUGUAAGUGUUAAUAAAUGUUAAUUGAUAAUAAUUGUAUUUUUAUGUAACAAUUAAAAAUGAGCUGAUUAUGAUAAA
Messenger RNA from Nerophis ophidion (straightnose pipefish), 5594 nucleotides. Its product is annotated as ribosome quality control complex subunit NEMF-like. The transcript is spliced from 32 exons. The coding region runs from base 103 to 3207 and encodes 1034 amino acids. NCBI's taxonomy places the organism in Eukaryota, Metazoa, Chordata, Actinopteri, Syngnathiformes, Syngnathidae. Gene Ontology annotation, biological process: ribosome-associated ubiquitin-dependent protein catabolic process; rescue of stalled cytosolic ribosome. Gene Ontology annotation, cellular component: RQC complex. The record is from RefSeq and is a predicted model, not a curated record. Gene Ontology annotation, molecular function: tRNA binding; ribosomal large subunit binding.